Messenger RNA from Leopardus geoffroyi (Geoffroy's cat), 5966 nucleotides. It is a transcript of the gene PABPC5, whose product is annotated as poly(A) binding protein cytoplasmic 5. The record is from RefSeq and is a predicted model, not a curated record. Gene Ontology annotation, cellular component: ribonucleoprotein complex. Lineage: Eukaryota; Metazoa; Chordata; Mammalia; Carnivora; Felidae. The transcript has 2 exons. Gene Ontology annotation, molecular function: RNA binding. The coding region runs from base 382 to 1530 and encodes 382 amino acids.
CCGCCCGCCCUACCACAGCUAAAUGGUUUUCGUCCUUGGGGUGCUCUGUCCUGCGGAAAGCAAUCCGUGUCCAUCUGUCCCAGCUCUGCCCGCCCGCCUCGCAUCUACCCUUCUCUUCUGACUCCGCCCCACAUCUGUCCGGAACCGCCUCCCGCUGAAGCUGACCCAGUGCGCGUCCGCCAGUCAGUCCCUCCGGACCUGCCGCGAGUCUCAGACUGCCGAAAUUACCGCGCGUCACUCGCCUCAACAGUGAUUCUGAAACUGCUUUUAGCUUCCUUCGCCUUGGCUUUCUUCUUUUUGUGAACAGCUGCUUGGCCCAUAGCUUAGAGAAAUCAGCCUUUUUUUCUCUCCCGCGAAAGCCUCCUUCCUGUGCUUAGAAAGAUGGGGAGUGGAGAGCCUAAUCCUGCUGGCAAGAAAAAGAAGUACCUCAAGGCUGCCCUGUACGUGGGUGACUUGGACCCAGAUGUUACUGAGGACAUGUUAUAUAAAAAGUUCAGGCCUGCUGGCCCUCUGCGCUUCACCCGAAUCUGCCGUGACCCUGUGACCCGCAGCCCCCUGGGCUAUGGCUAUGUUAACUUCCGCUUUCCUGCAGAUGCUGAGUGGGCCCUGAAUACCAUGAAUUUUGAUUUGAUUAAUGGCAAACCUUUCCGCCUCAUGUGGUCUCAGCCAGAUGACCGCUUAAGAAAGUCUGGAGUUGGAAAUAUAUUCAUCAAAAACCUGGACAAAUCCAUAGAUAAUAGGGCCCUUUUUUAUUUAUUUUCUGCUUUUGGGAACAUUCUCUCCUGCAAAGUCGUAUGUGAUGACAAUGGCUCUAAGGGUUAUGCCUAUGUGCACUUUGACAGCCUGGCCGCUGCCAAUAGAGCCAUCUGGCAUAUGAAUGGGGUGCGGCUCAACAACCGCCAGGUGUAUGUUGGUAGAUUCAAAUUCCCAGAAGAGAGGGCAGCUGAAGUCAGAACCAAGGAUAGAGCAACUUUCACUAAUGUUUUUGUUAAAAAUUUCGGAGAUGACAUGGAUGAUGAAAAACUGAAGGAAAUCUUUAGUGGAUAUGGGCCAACUGAGAGUGUUAAGGUAAUAAGAGAUGCUAGUGGGAAAUCUAAGGGCUUUGGAUUUGUGAGGUAUGAGACGCACGAGGCUGCCCAAAAGGCUGUGUUAGACCUGCAUGGAAAGUCCAUCAAUGGGAAAGUUCUGUACGUAGGGCGAGCACAGAAGAAAAUUGAACGAUUGGCUGAGUUAAGACGAAGAUUUGAACGGCUGAGAUUAAAAGAAAAAAGUCGGCCUCCGGGGGUGCCUAUCUAUAUUAAGAACCUGGAUGAGACCAUCGAUGAUGAAAAACUGAAGGAAGAAUUUUCUUCCUUUGGAUCAAUUAGCCGGGCCAAAGUGAUGGUGGAAGUAGGGCAAGGCAAAGGGUUUGGUGUUGUCUGCUUCUCCUCUUUUGAAGAUGCUACCAAAGCAGUGGAUGAGAUGAAUGGUCGCACGGUGGGCUCCAAGCCCCUGCAUGUCACCCUGGGCCAGGCCAGGCGCAGGUGGUGAGAAUAAGAAUGCUCAAUUUGGUGCAGCCUUUAGCUGGUGCCUACUUAGUUUGGGCUACUUUGUGAUGAGGUUAUUUUAUGCCAGGCUUUCUUUCCUUUCCUUUCCUUUCCUUUCCUUUCCUUUCCUUUCCUUUCCUUUUCUUUCCUUUUCUUGUCUUGUCUUUUCUUUUCUUUUCUUUUCUUUUCUUUCUUUCUUUUUCUUUCUUUCUUUCUUUCUUUCUUUCUUUCUUUUUGAAGUAAAUACUUUCUUUUGAAAAAAUAAGUAAAACUAGAAAACCUUGUUCAUUUUAGUGAAGAAUAUAAUUUCUAAUUGUAAAACUGUCAUUUUGUACCAUUUUUUGAUAAAAUAUCCUUAGGGAUAUAUAGAAUAAACUUUGUCCCUCCACAUAUUGUUUUCAUUAUUAUUAUUAUUUACCUAAACCAGUCAAGGUGAGGUACUUGAGUAUAUUUACUUCCUUAUUGCAAUUAUACUGCUAAAUGUAAUUUCUUCUAUGAAAAUAUUCUCAAAAUGGCCAUUAUUUCUGAAUCUAUCACACAGAAAAGUUCUAACUUGCUUUUUGAGAAAUCAGUAAAGCAGGGGAAAAUGUAUGUGAUCCGAUGAACAUUUGUGCAUAAUUUUACUUUAUUAUUUAAAAUGGAUAUUAUUUUCAAAAGAUCUGAGUUUUCUUUAUUUCGUUAUACAUUUUUCCCCUUUUUAAUGUAUUGUGGGCAUAUCAGAGAGUUGACAGUGGCUUUGACUAAGUAUUGGGAGUUGUAUUCAACUUCAUGCCCAGAAAUAAACCUAUUAGUGUUUUCUCAAUUAGUAUAUUAGAAAAUUAACACUUUAAGCAUUAUUAAAAUGAUGAAUUUUAUCUUAAAAAUCUUUUCUGAGAGAGUUGAUAUAUGAGUACAGUCUAAGCAGCAUUCUUGCCACUCAUUUUUUAAAACUCCUUAGUAGUACACAUGGGUCAUGUUAAGUUAACAAAAAAGGUAAAUAACUGCACUGAAUUGCCUUUACCUAUAGAAAAUUUUAAAAUUUUUACUUCAGCAUCUAUAAAGUGUCAAUAAAAAGGGUAAAUAAUCCAUAUAAUGAUGUUGAAAAAUUUCUUUGAAGGACAUCUUUUAUUAAACUUGUCGUUAUCUCUUGUAAAUUUUUGAAUACAUCCAUGUGAUAAUAUUCACAGAUGUAUCAAAGCCUCCAUCUGUUAUAUGAGAGCUAUUAAUCCAGUAUGGUUCUCUUUAUGUCUGGCUGCUUCGAAGUUGUGACAAGAUGUCCUGUUCUAUAUUGCAGUUACAUUAUUUAUCCUGUAAUUUCUAGAUUGCAGAUUUUCAGUAUUUUACUUGUAGUCUCCUCUUUUCUCCACCCAUCUACCUUCCAUCCAUAUUACACUUACUUUUAUGUUUUCUUUAGAUUGCCUUUCAUUUAAUAUGUGAGUGUUCAAAUCAUUUUGGAAGUAGAGAAAUAAUUACUUAAUUUAUGUAAAAUUUUAAAAAAUCCUUUUUAAAAAUAGGGUUUAUUCACAUCAUAUAUCCAACCAUAAAAAAUGUGUUGUCUCUAUUCUUAAUUGGCUUUUAUUAUGUUAACUACAAAUUUUAGGUUACAUGCAUAAUACAACAUAGAUAUAUAAUUUUGUUAACACUUGUUAACUAUUUUCCCAUAAAACAAAGAGAAAGAACUUUCUCUGUGUAAUUGUUUAUCUACAAAUUACAUGUAUAUUCAUUAUCAAAUAUUUUCAAAUGGAAAUCACUGUUUUUAUUGAUCAUAUACAUAAUACAUGCUCAUUGUUUAAAAAAUGUACACAAUGCAGACAUUUAUAAAGAAUUAAUUAUAAGGAAUUAAAUUCCCACAUUUCAGAGAUAACCACUAUUAAUGAUUUCAUUGCAUACAUAUACUUUUCUCCUAUGUAAACACACUCUUUUACAAUCAACAAAAAAAUACUAUAUGUACUAUUUUGUGUUUCUUUAAAUUUUAAGCUAAAAAAAUAUCAAUCUGUAUCAUCAUUUUAGUGACUGCAUAGUAUUCAAUUGCGUGCAUGUACUAUAGCUUAUCUAAGUAACGCAUUGAAUAAUACUUACAUGUUUUCCAGUGUUUUCUACAUUUGUAAACAACCUUGUGAUGAACUCCCUUGCUUAAAACAGUAUGAGUUAUAUGAACUUGAGGAAAAGUAUCUAUACCAUGUAAAAGCUUAGGUCUGCUAAAAAUUAGAAUGCACAUUAUAUUGAUAUAUGUAUCAACAUUCUGGAAAACAUUCAAGAUAUAUUCUUUACUUAAAUUGACAAAAGUAAAACUAAAAACUAAUGGGAUAUAAUUUUCAUAUUUUAUGAGCCCACUGCUUUACAUAAUUGUGACCAUUAAAAUAUAUGAAAACAGUGCAACCUGAAAUAAAUUUAAAAUAUCUACAUUGGUAAUUACUUACUAUAUGCACUCUCUAUUCCUUUUUACCAAUUACCAGUUUUUAUUUGAAUUUAUAAACUUGAAGUGUUAGUGUUAACCAGAACCUUUACAAAUGCUUUGAAUCAGUAUAAAUCAUGCAAGAUUUCUAGAAGGUAAAAAUCUUCAAGUAUAAAAGCAUUUAAUACAUUUGAGGAAAUUAUUUAAGUAUUUAAAUAAUUAUUAUUUUUAAAAAGUUAGCCAUUACAAAUAAAGGAAUAAUUAAAAUAUGCCCAAGUACAGAUAAAUUAUACGUUAGGACACUGCAAAGCAGUAAAAAACAAAACAAAACAAAACAAAACAAACCUCUGUAAAUUCAGUUGGUAAAAAGAAAGGAAAAAUUAUAAAGGAAAGAUAAUCUCUAUUUGAACACAAACACCUGGGUAAUUUUUCAAUCUUGUACUUUUCAUUUUUAACUACAUUUAAUAGACUUAUAAUUAAGGUUUUCAAGGGGGAGCAAAACAACUGAACAGCUUAAAUUUGUGAAAAAAAAACAUUAAAAGUAGGAUAUUGUUCAUUUCCUAGCACAAGAUAAUUAGUAAAUUAGUAAAACUAUACUGUCAAUUGUCAUGGUAAACUUAAGAAUGGACUAUUUAAUACAAGUUUUGUUUGUUUCCCCCAGCCUUUUUCAGCUUUUCAAAACAGUCACUGUACAAACUUCAAAUGUGCCCAGGAGAAGAAAAUUAAAAACAUUGCUUUGUGAUUGUAAACCAUCAUAUUAAAAGUUAUUCUGUUGAGACUAUUCUGUACAAAAAACUUCUUCAUAUACUGUUGCCUUUCUGGUUGUAUCUAUGAUUAAGGGGACAAACAAAAUGUUACAUGUUAAGUGAUAUUUUCAGUACAGGGGAAAAUGUAAGAAUACUAUGUGUUUAAGGGAAUAUUUAGGAAUGGUGUGAAUGCCAUCCUACCUAUAAAUAAAUGGCUUGAUUUAAGGAAAUAGUUUAAAAUGCAUCCGUAAAUUACUGAAUAUAGAUGAUAUAUGUGUUCCCAGCAUCUACAUUAAUACCUGGAAUAUAGUUAGCAUUCCAUGGUUGCUUGUUGAAUUAUCCCUCAAUUUGUUUGUUUUUCAAUUGUCUCCUCAGUAUUUCACAGGAGAAAUGAGUUAUUACAGAAUAAGCCAUUUUUUAUCAAAUUUCAUCCCAUAAAGAAAUAAUUGAGAGCUGAUUAGUUACAUAGAUUGGCGCUUCUAAUAUGGUGUUACUGGUGACAUAGACUAGUGCUUAUCCUGUUGAGGUGUUAUCGAUACUUUUACACUUCUCAUGAUUUCUUUUUUUAUUAUUGUUCAACAAUUUAUUGAUGAGUUUAUCUUAGACAAAGCUUCUAAUAAUUGACAUAAGUUAAAUGAAAAUAUAUUUGUAGAGAAACAUUUUUUAAAUAAAUUAAUGGGAUGUUGCUUCAAGACCAAGACAAUUUCCACAAGGCCUUGUUCCUACAUUAAAUCAAGUGAUCACAAGAAUCCCUGAAAAACUAGUGCUUGUGCAUGUGAAAUUAAUUGUUUCUUACAUACUUCAUGGUGUUACUUCCCAAGAAAUAUAACCUAACAAAUGCUUUCUUUGAGAUUCAAGAGAGUUAAUAUAACCACUUGGCUUCAAGGGAUCAUGGUCAGUAGUUAGAAAUAAUCUAGCUACCAUUGGAAAUCUGAGAAAGGCCUAACUCAAUGUACAAAUAUUGAGGAUAUAAUUUAUAUGAAACUUAAAAAAAAUAACUCCAAGUACUUUCACCGUCAAAAGUCAAAUUCAGUUUUAAAACAUCUCCCAUUUGGCACACAAAAAUGACCAGUGUUCUCAUUAAAUUUCUCAACAGAAGUUUGAAGCCUUUGCAUUUUAUUUAAUUAAGAAAAUAUUUAGUUCUUUGGAGAGACUUGCAAGAAAAGAGAUGAGUGAUGAUAUUAUAUGUCAUGACUGUCUCAGUUAUCAGAGUAAAUUAGUUUCUUUGUUUUAAAACUAGUAAGUGAAACACCAGGUGUUGGCAUCUUUUCUAUUAAAAAAUAAGCCUUCUAUAAUGUAGAAUAAAUAAUUUUACAAAUU